CUCCAGGACCCACCACGCCCUCAAGGCAGCCCCUUCUUUCAGGAAGCUCCCAGUCUGCUGGGGAGGUGGCCGUGUCCCAUGAGCAUUUAUGACCUAGAAACGCAGAGACCAGGUCAUGAAUGAGGGGAACAGGAGCCCCCAGUGGACGUACUUAAGCUACCUGGCAAGAGGGGGCAAAAGGGCCUCUCUGAGGAGGUGAUUUCUGAGCUGAGUCUUAGAAGAAAGGGGGUUCUCCAGCAGGCCUUGGUGGCCCAGCAUGGCCCACUGAGGUGAACCAUGACCAGUUGGCCAACACUCGCCACUGACCACUCAGAGACGCAUCUCACCAGGAGGUGACCCCUCCUCCAACGGACCCCCGCCCCCCGCUCACCCACCCCUCCCAGGAAAGUGCCCGCGCCGCCACAGACACCAUGUAGUAGGGCCGGCUGCGGCGCCCAGUGAGCUGCGAUGGUUUUGUACACGGCCCCCUUUCCCAAUAGCUGUCUGUCCGCCCUGCACGCCGUGUCCUGGGCCCUCAUCUUCCCAUGCUACUGGCUGCUGGACCGGCUCGUGGCCUCCUUCAUACCCAUUGCCUGCCAGAAGCGCCAGCGGGCAGAUGACCCGUGCUACCUCCAGCUGCUUUGCACCGUGCUCUUCGCGCCCGUCUACCUGGCCCUCCUGGUCGCCUCGCUGCCCUUCGCCUUUGUUGGGUUCCUCCUCUGGUCCCCACUGCAGUCUGCCCGCCGACCCUACAUCUACUCCCGGCUGGAGGACAAGGGCCCGGCCGGUGGGGCGGCCCUGCUCAGUGAAUGGAAGGGUACAGGUCCUGGCAAAAGCUUCUGCUUCGCCACUGCCAACCUCUGCCUCCUCCCUGACUCGCUGGCCAGGCUCAACAAUGUUUUUAACACCCAAGCACGAGCCAAAGAGAUCGGGCAGAGAAUCCGCAAUGGGGCCAGCCGGCCCCAGAUCAAAAUCUACAUCGAUUCGCCCACCAACACCUCCAUCAGCGCGGCCAGCUUUAGCAGCCUGGUGUCACCGCAGGGCAGUGAUGGCGUGGCCCGGGCUGUCCCUGGGAGCAUUAAGAGGACGGCCUCUGUGGAAUACAAGGGUGACAGCGGGCAUCACUCCAGUGACGAGGCUGCCAACGGCCCGGCUUCCGGGGACCCGGCCGAAGGCGGUAGCCUUGAGGACGCCUGCAUUGUGCGCAUCGGAGGCGAGGACGGGGGCCGGCCCCCUGAAGCUGAUGACUCUGCCUCUGGGGGCCAGGCCAGGAACGGGGCCAGUGGGGGCUCGCGGGGCCAGACGCCCAACCACAGUCAGCGGGAUGGGGACUCAGGGAGCCUGGGCAGCCCCUCGGCCUCCAGGGAGUCCCUGGUGAAGGCGCGGGACGUCGGCAGCGGGGAGCCAGGCGCCACCAACAGCAAGCUCCCCUACAAGGCCUCCGGGGUGAAGAAGGCUGCAGCGCGCAAGAGGCGCCACCCGGACGAGGCCUUUGACCACGAGGUCUCCGCUUUCUUCCCUGCCAACCUGGACUUCCUGUGCCUGCAGGAGGUGUUUGACAAGCGGGCAGCCGCCAAGUUGAAAGCCCAGCUGCACGGCUACUUCGAGUACAUUCUGUACGACGUCGGGGUCUACGGCUGCCAAGGCUGCUGCAGCUUCAAGUGUCUCAACAGCGGCCUCUUCUUUGCCAGCCGCUACCCCAUCAUGGACGUGGCCUAUCACUGUUACCCCAACGGGCGCGGCUCCGAUGGCCUGGCCUCGAAAGGAGCGCUGUUUCUCAAGGUGCAGGUGGGAAGCACACCUCAGGACCAAAGAAUCGUCGGGUACAUCUCCUGCACACACCUGCAUGCCCUGCCAGAGGACAGUGCCAUCCGUUGUGAGCAGCUGGACCUGCUUCAGGACUGGCUGGCUGAUUUCCGAAAAUCUACCUCCUCGUCCAGCACAGCCAACCCCGAGGAGCUGGUGGCGUUUGAUGUCGUCUGUGGAGAUUUUAACUUUGACAACUGCUCCUCUGAUGACAAGCUGGAGCAACAGCACUCCCUGUUUACACACUACAAGGAUCCCUGCCGCCUGGGGCCUGGAGAGGAGAAGUCCUGGGCCAUCGGUACCAUGCUGGACACAGACAACCUCUACGAUGAGGACGUGUGCACCCCUGACAACCUGCAGAAGGUCUUGGAGACCGAGGAAGGCCGCAGGGAGUACCUGGCUUUCCCCACCAGCAAGAGCCCCGGGGCAGGCCAGAAGGGACGCAAGGACCUGCUGAAGGGCAACGGCAGACGCAUCGACUACAUGCUGUACGCAGAGGAGGGGCUGUGCCCGGACUGGAAGGCUGAGGUGGAAGAAUUCAGUUUUAUCACCCAGCUGUCUGGCCUGACCGACCAUCUCCCAGUGGCCAUGCGGCUAAUGGUGUCUGCAGGGGAGGAGGAGGCAUAGACCAGCCACGUCAUUCAGAGCAGUGGGGCCUUGCCAACCCUUUGAGCCGCAGCACCUCUCUGGCCAUGUCCCCUCCAGCGAGCACCAGCGGUGCUGGGGGAGGAGGGCAGAGACCUGGGGGGAGACUUGGUUAGUCCCAGGUGAGCUGGAACCAGCGCUGCCCUGAACCUCUGGGCACUCACUGUGGACAGAAGGGUCAGGCUGGUCUUGGGAGCCACAGCUGCCCAACAGUGCCAUUCUUUCAAAACAUGAUUUUCUACAAAUCUA
Molecule: messenger RNA, 2679 nt
Organism: Panthera uncia (snow leopard)
Lineage: Eukaryota; Metazoa; Chordata; Mammalia; Carnivora; Felidae
Gene: SMPD3
Product: sphingomyelin phosphodiesterase 3
Exons: 8
Coding region: 448-2412 (654 amino acids)
Biological process (GO): sphingomyelin metabolic process
Cellular component (GO): extracellular region; cytoplasm
Molecular function (GO): sphingomyelin phosphodiesterase activity
Source: RefSeq, a predicted model, not a curated record